Coregonus clupeaformis (lake whitefish) is the source of this 2699-nucleotide messenger RNA. RefSeq names its product proline-rich protein PRCC. The transcript is spliced from 7 exons. The record is from RefSeq and is a predicted model, not a curated record. Lineage: Eukaryota; Metazoa; Chordata; Actinopteri; Salmoniformes; Salmonidae. Bases 755 to 2002 code for a protein of 415 amino acids. Gene Ontology annotation, cellular component: nucleus.
AUACUGCCAGGUCUCUGACCUCCUCUCUGGGGAUAGUGGUGUGUAUAUAUAGGGUUAGAUGGCGGUGCAAUUUCAUUCCCCCCCUUUCCAAUCUGUGAAAGGCAGCAAUACGCAACAACGCGUCUAGUCUGCCGGAAAACCACAAGAAGAAGGUGGAUUUGCGUCGAAGCUGCGCAAUAAGUAGCAGCUUGAACACUUCUGUUUUGCACGCAUCUAUCAUUGGUGGCAUCCGAGACCCUAAAAGGACAUGCUAGCAAUUGCUAAUGUUAUUGGAUAGAAAUAGCUAUUUUGCUGGAGGAAAGAAACCAUGGGGUAUUGACUAAAUCGAUUGCAUAAUAUUCAAUGUAACGGUAAACUAGAAUUAGCUUAACAUUUACAUUAAAAGUCUGUUAAAACGACCUGCUGAGGCCUUGUUAGCUUCGAGUCUAGUCAUUUCUCGGCCUGUUUGGAACAUUACCCUGCAGCCAGUGACUUGACUUGAGCCUCGCUAGCUAGCUAGCCUUUGCCAAGCCAGUUGUUUUCCAAUUCAAUUUGAAAGCUAGCUAUAAAGUUGGUAAACACUUUUAAAUGGUUGUCCACAAUUUAAUUGUUGUUCUUCUCAUGCAAUACGCCUCAUAUACUUGUCCGGCCAAACAAUUGUAGCUAGUUAUCGUGAGCUUGGAAAGUGUAGGUCGGUGGGUGCAGCUUUAGCUAGUUAGCCAUAUCAGUAUUUACCCGCUACUUAUGCCAACAAGCUGCUGCAGAAAUAUCAACAAUGUCUUUGGUAGCGUAUGCUAGCAGUGAUGACAGUGAUUCAGACGAAACGUCUAGUUCCAUCGUCUCGGGGAGCAACCCUGGGGGGCUUUUCGCACGCCUUCCUGCCCCAAAAAGAUCUGCCUCAGAGGCACUAGGAAACGUGCGACCAAGCAAAGGGACAACACACGUAUCAUCCCGGAACACUGUGUCAAUCGAUGGCGACGACGACUCAGUUACCCGUUCUCAAACAUCCAAGGGAGGGUUGCUUUUCGACAUACCUAAGCCGAAGAAGCGAACAGAGCCUGUCAAAAUCACUAUACCUGAGAUAAAGAGAGGGGAUUCUGACUCUGAUGAAGAUGAACCAAGGAGAAAGAAAUCCCUGCCCCAGGGCCCUGGCACUGGCCUUUCCUCCCUCCUGCCUCAGCCCAAACACAUGGUUGUGAAGGAGAUGCAGAGGGCUCUAGUGCCUCACACCCUCACCAAGCGCCCGGAGUCAAAGAAACCCACAAAGCCCUCCUUAGGGUCCUCCCAGGGCCACCCCAGCGCUAGCGCAUCCCCCUCUGCCAUCAAAGCAGCAGCCAAGUCAGCUGCCCUGCAGCUAGCGAGGCAGAUAGCUGCUGAGGAAAGUGACGAGGAACUGGCCCCAGAUAACUACUUCUCCCUGGGAGAGAGCUCCAAGCCUCUCCCCACUGUGAUCCCCAGCCUGAACCCAGAGCCUGUCCCCACCUCAGGCCUGCUACCCGCUCCUCCAAGCAUACAGCGUGGUACCUUCCAGUCAGAUUCCCCUCUGGACUUUGGCGUGAACCAAGACGGAGCUUGGGGAGGUCAACAGCUAGGGGUGUACCAACAGCCCUUGGCAGAGCCUCAGGGUUACUACAACGAGGCUUACUACCAGGAUCCUGAGUCUGACCCAGCAUUGCCUGAGCCAGAGCAACCUAGCUCCUCCGCCCUGUUUGAUGAUGAAGCGUUCAUGAGGCUGCAGGGGAAGAGGAACAGGGGCAAGGAGGAGGUGAAGUUUCUGGAGAUCAAGGGAGAUGACCAGCUGAGCGGCAACCAGCAGUGGAUGACCAAGAGCAUGACUGAGGAGAAGCAGGAGCGCAAGUCCUUCAGCAAGAAAAAGGGAGACCAACCCACAGGGCAACAGCGACGCAAGCACCAAAUCACAUACCUCAUCCACCAGGCAAAGGAGCGAGAGCUGGAGCUGAAGAACAACUGGGCCGACAACAAGCUGACUCGCCGGCAAACACAGGCAAAAUACGGCUUCUAAGGCUUGGUGGCAUGCAUAGCCCUCCCCCUGAAGAUUAGAGUAGUACAGUCCACAAGAUUGUCUCAACAACGUGGGGCAUACUAUACCCUUGCAGUUGGGGAGGGGUUACACACCUCAUAGACCAUCCUUGGAGAUGCUAGCACUGACUUUCCUUUUUGUCCCCCCCGCCCUAUUUGUUGUCCUCCCUGGAUUUGUGAUACUUAAAACAUUGCUGAUUUAAACCAUCGUUUUGGUGGACUAUUUUGUAUUAUGUUGGUUCUUGGCUGCAUAGGAAAUCAAACUAAUGAGAUUGCUGCUCACAUGGUUGACAGACACAUAAUAUGGUUUCCUGGGAAAUACUGUUUUAAUGCAAUUUCAUGUGGCGGGUAUAUUUCUCCAGAUUACACAUUGGAACCACCAAUGAUCAAUAGUCUGAGAAUAAGAGGAACGUUUCCCUUGUGGUGUCCAUAUAUUUCCAAUGGUGGGACAGUGACCUGUUCUUGAAUCCUGGCAAUCCAAACCCAAGCUUUCCCUGGGGUUUUAGAUGUUAGAAAACACAUUUGCUGCCCUUGGUGGAAUUGCCCUGUGGUGGCGACGCUUCAACCCGACCAGUUUGGAAUAUCUCUCUUUAUUGGAUUUUGGGGGAGAGUUAGUAUCUUUUUAAAGGAGCCAGAAACUCCUACUAUCAUCUGUGAAUAAACAUGAUCAUAUACAGUGA